GCCGCCGGUGCUGUGAAUUCACUGCUAUAAAGUGCUCAUCGGUCGGGAGAAGAGAUGGGUUUAAAAGCUCGACUGCCACAGUGUCUUCAUUCUUCCUUCACUCCCCUGCGGCUCAGCGAUCUACCCCAGAACCAGUGUAACAGGCCGAACAGUCGACAUGCCUUCAAACAUGAUCAGCCCUAACGCAGAGUCAGUGCCGUCAUCACGGUGUCCAUUGGCCGAGUACGAGAAGAUCCUCGAGAGGAACCCAAUCCUGGCCCCCACCGGCUGCACAGACAAGUUUUGUCAAGCCGGGCGCCUGGUCCACACCGAUGAACCAAAAAUCGGAGACAACAGUCCCCUCGAAAUCGUGCAGAACGAGGCGUCGGCAUUCCUGUGGCAGCUUUGGCAGGAUGGAAUCUACACGGAGGACCACUACACUGAAAGGCGGGCACAAGUCAUGGCCGAUAUCGAUCGGUCGGCCAAGGACAAAAUCGUCUGGAACCAGGGGGUCAAAAGAGUUGGCAAAACGUCGACCUGGACGCAAACCUUCGAGGAACUCCAAUAUGGGCUGCGCCUGGCGUGGCGGAAUUCCCGCAAGUGCAUCAUGCGCUCCCGGUACCAGGAGCUGGAGUUGUGCGAUCUUCGACACGUGCAAACCAGCGUUGGAAUGGCCACGGCACUUCUCGAGGAGAUCACCAAGUCCUUCAAUGACGGUCAGAUAAGGCCCACAGUGUUUGUCUUCCCGCCCAAAUCCGUGGAUGGUGAUGGCCCCAUGUUCUGGAACAAGCAGAUACUAAACUUUGCUGCCGUAGACCUAACCACCGGCACACAGUAUGAACUCGAUGAUGGCUCAAUCCUCGGUGAUCCGAGCAAUGUCCAGCUGACCAAGGAUAUCAUCGACCUGGGUUGGACACCUCCCAGCCCGAGGACCCGGUGGGAUUUACUCCCGGUCGUGGCGAUGGCAGAGGACGAUGCCCCGGCAAUGGUGGAGCUCCCUGAUAAGCUACGCAGAUUGAUAGAUAUCGAGCAUCCCGACUACCCAGGCUUUGGCAAGCUGAAUCUCAAGUGGUACCAGUUUCCGGCUCUAAGCAGGCUGGGGUUUGAUAUCGGAGGGGUUCAGUACAUGGAUGCAGAGAUCGGCGUGCGGAACCUUGCCGACACGUUUCGAUACGACUCCUUGCCAGACGUGGCCAAGGCGAUCGGGUUCGACAUCGAUUCGUAUCGCCAAAAGCAGGAAUAUUCCGAAGUCCGAGCCAUGGAGGAUCUCCCCGAUUAUGAACAGCUUCGUUGGCUCAGCCGGGCCCAGGCAGAACUAAACUACGCGGUGCGGUGGUCGUUCCUCAAGAAGGGUGUCACUUGCGUUGGAACUCUCGCGGCAUCAUCGGACUGGUGCCAAUACGACGACGAUCAUGCUGCAAAAAACGGUUACCGGCUAAAUUCGGACCCCUACUGGAUCUCCCCUCCCCAGGGGUCCAUCGUUCCAGUGUGGCACCGAGGGGGUGCGCCAAAUUACCAACCAAAACCGAUGAUCUGUCGGAAUCGCUACGAUCCUGUCAAGUGCUGGCAACGCCGGAAGAGUGCCACCGACGCGGAGCCCGUUCGUCUUGUGAUCAGAGAGAAUCGCUGGGCAACAGAGAUCUUGAGUGCGUUUCCAAUAAGCUGGUCCGAACGCCAUGUCAAUCCAGCGAAUGAACGACUACCAGAGGCAAUGACCAACACCGUGCACAUCUGUUAUUGCAGCAAGGGGACAACAGCCCGCGUUCUGGCCGACAAAUUGCACCGCAGCGUGAAGAAAAAAUGUGCGAAGACGUCCCAUGUUAGUUUUACGUCGUUGAAUGCAUUGGAUCUGCAUCAAGUUGGUCCGUCGGACGUCAUACUUGUGGUAGCGGCGACAACUGGCAGCGGUGCCUUCCCGUCCAACGGUGAUGAAUUUGCGAGAUCAAUGGACCAGAUGCUCCACACCAUGGCGGCUGAUUUCUCGGGGCUGAGAGUUUCCAUCUUUGGCGUAGGAGAUAGCGCCUAUCCAAGGUUCAACGCCGCGGCGAUUGGCGUGUACAACUUCUUCAGGCAAUUUGGUAUCUUGCCAAUAGCUGGGGGCCUGAUCAAGGCGGACGUAGCGUCCGAGGCAUUGCCAUUGCGUCUGUUUAAUCGUUGGUUGGACGCGGUCGAGUCUUCUUUGACGGGAGGAGUUGGCGAGUUGAGGGAGAAUCCCGAGGAAGACUUCAUGGCGCAUGCUGUCAUGCUACGCCAGUUCAACGCCGCUACUCUUAUAUCCAAGUCAUCACCAACAACCGCAGAGAAUGAAGGGCUCAUUGUUGUGGCGCUUGACGGCAUCGAAUAUGCCGAGAUGCAACACUUGCGGCUUUUACCCACCAAUUCCUCGUCACAGGUAGCUCGAGCACUAGCCGCCUUGGGGAUCGAGGAUGCACAAGAGUCGGUGCCGUUUUGCGAUGAGAAGCUGCAACAGUGCUCUUACCAAGAUCUAUUUGCCGGCUUCCGACCGAUUGAUGGGGAUAUUAUCCGUUCAACAACGUCCCUGGCGGAGACACACCGCGUGUUGGACAUAUCGUGCCUUGUACCCAGUAACAAGGAGAAGAAGAGAGUUCAGGACUUCCUCUGGCUCAAGCGCGAUGAGAUCCGGGCGAAACUGGUCGAGGAGGAGGGGUAUGUCUAUGUAUGUGGAAGUGCCAGUAUGACGGAGGGAGUUCGGGCCAAGCUCAGGGAGAUUGUCGGGGAAGACCCGAAGGAGAGGCUAGGAGACCGGUACGUGGAGGAAGUCUUCUGAAGUGUGAUUUCGUAUGAGAUGAACUGCAUGCUCCUUCAAUCUCCGGUCCUGUAUAUUCCAAGGCGCCAUAAUGAGCAAGACUCCACCACAACAAGAUAGAACCUUACGUGACCUCCCACGUGGUAGAACGUGAGUGAGCUUGCCCGCCGGACAU
Aspergillus ibericus CBS 121593 is the source of this 2921-nucleotide messenger RNA. RefSeq names its product nitric-oxide synthase. The record is from RefSeq and is a predicted model, not a curated record. Gene Ontology annotation, biological process: nitric oxide biosynthetic process. NCBI's taxonomy places the organism in Eukaryota, Fungi, Ascomycota, Eurotiomycetes, Eurotiales, Aspergillaceae. The transcript is spliced from 6 exons. Bases 158 to 2767 code for a protein of 869 amino acids. Gene Ontology annotation, molecular function: FMN binding; nitric-oxide synthase activity.